Sphaeroforma arctica JP610 is the source of this 1563-nucleotide messenger RNA. RefSeq lists its product as hypothetical. The record is from RefSeq and is a predicted model, not a curated record. Lineage: Eukaryota; Ichthyosporea; Ichthyophonida. Gene Ontology annotation, molecular function: proton-transporting ATPase activity, rotational mechanism; ATPase binding. Gene Ontology annotation, cellular component: plasma membrane; vacuolar proton-transporting V-type ATPase complex; proton-transporting V-type ATPase, V0 domain. Bases 97 to 1398 code for a protein of 433 amino acids. Gene Ontology annotation, biological process: proton transmembrane transport; vacuolar acidification. The transcript has 7 exons.
UUACAGGGUAUUGUCGAUGCUUACGGAGUCGCCACAUACCAAGAAGUAAACCCCGCUCUGUUCACGCUCAUCUCAUUCCCAUUCCUGUUUGCUGUGAUGUUCGGAGAUAUCGGCCACGGGUUCAUCAUGAUGCUGGCCGCCGCCGUUAUGAUUUGGAAAGAGAGAGCUAUCAUGCGAAGUAAAAGCCUGGGGGAAAUGCCGGGCACUGUGUUCCAGGGACGAUACAUGAUCUUCCUGAUGGGCUUAUUCUCCAUUUACACAGGGUUUAUAUACAAUGACUGUUUCGCCAAGAAUCUGUGGAUCUUCGAUUCGGCCUGGGAUCUGCCCACCAAAAACUGGGGCGAAAGCGGCAUGUUUUUGAAUGUGAGGGAAAAGGUCAAGAACGACUAUGCUUGCCCAGACGGCUGUGGGUACCGUGGUUACCCCUACCCCAUCGGUGUGGAUCCGGUGUGGUCGCUUGCAACUAACAAGCUGGCUUAUCUGAACUCUCUGAAGAUGAAGAUAUCUGUGCUUAUUGGGGUCAAUCAUAUGUCGUUCGGUGUGGUGCUGACCGUCUUCAAUGCGAAGUAUUUCAAGCGCGACUACGCCGUAUGGGCCGAGUUUAUCCCGCAGAUGUUCUUCCUGUUUGGUGUCUUUGGCUACCUGUGCGCCAUGAUCAUGGCCAAGUGGUGCAUGGUAUUCGAGUCCGUAGUGCCUGAAGGCGGCGGCACACCCAUCCCCUCAGACCCAUCGCUUCUGAUCACUCUGGUGAACAUGUUUUUGAAACCCGGAGAGAACACAUACGAGGCCAAGACGCUGCUGUACCCAGGGCAGUCGUACGUGCAGCUGAUGAUUGUCGGAUUUGCGCUGAUUUGUGUUCCCUGGAUGUUCCUGGUGUCGCCCAUCUACCAGAAUUAUAUGCACAAGAAACAGAAAGAGUCGGGGUAUCAACAACUGGGUCAAGACGACUCGGAUCACACCUAUCGAAAAGACGACGACGAUGAAGAGGACGACGGCCACAUCGUGCAUACGUCUGGCGGUCAUGGCGAGUUCGACUUCGCGGACGCCAUGAUUCACAACAGCAUCCACAGCAUUGAGUUCUGUUUGGGUGCGGUCUCCAACACCGCUUCGUACCUUCGUCUGUGGGCGUUGUCCCUUGCACACGCACAGUUGUCCGAAGUUCUAUGGGAUAUGGUGUUGAGAGGCACCUUUGCUACCAAUCCGAUCAUGUUGUAUCUGGGGUUCGGUGCUUGGGCAGGUCUGUCCGUAACGGUGCUGCUGAUGAUGGAAGGAAUGAGCGCCUUCCUGCACGCGUUACGUUUGCAUUGGGUGGAGUUCCAACAGAAAUUCUACGGCGGGGAAGGCUACACAUUCGUCCCCUUCUCGUACACCAAUUACCUUGCUGGGAUGAUACAUUGAGUAGAGUUGCUGAUUGGUCUGAUUUUAUUCUACCCCCGGAGCCAUGUUGACGCUCGAUUAACGAAUUUGGAUUCCCAAGAGCGGACUAAAUUCUCGUGGCAACCUACAAAUGACUGCUAUUUAUUCUCUACACUAUUUUAGAAAGAAAAUUUCGGAAAAUAAAAG